Molecule: messenger RNA, 1209 nt
Organism: Lactuca sativa (garden lettuce)
Lineage: Eukaryota; Viridiplantae; Streptophyta; Magnoliopsida; Asterales; Asteraceae
Product: protein DOG1-like 3
Biological process (GO): DNA-templated transcription
Molecular function (GO): sequence-specific DNA binding
Source: RefSeq, a predicted model, not a curated record
GAGACCCACAUAUAUUCUAUAAAUUUUCAAAUCAAACAUCGUAAAUAUCCACUUAAAAAAGGGAACAUGAGAAAACUUACACUUAAGUCAUUCUAAGAAAUCUGUGUCUUCAUGUGGACGUCCCUCUUUAGUUUCUUCUCCCACUUUUGCAGUCCCUUCUCCUUCAGUAUAUAUAUAUAUAUAUCCACUUCAUGUUCAUAACCAAUUCAGUGUGUGUGUGUUUGGAGUCAAGAGUCGCCUCAUGGCCAAACAAAUGAAACACCAACAGUUCCAAUGCUGCUAUAAGAACUGGGUGGCUCAGCAACAGCUCGAUCUGGACGAAUUACUCCAAACACUCACCAACUACCCAACCGACGUCGACUACCUCCAACUCAUAACCAAAAAAAUCGUCUCCCACUUCGAGAACUACAACAACUCUCGAGCCGAACUAGCCAAACACGAUGGGCCUUCCUUUUUGGCUCCAAGCUGGGGGAGCACUUUCGAGAACUCGUUUCUUUGGAUCGGUGGUUGUAGACCAGCUUUAAUGAUUCGGCUCGUGUAUGCACUAUGUGGGUCCCACCUAAAUACACACUUGGAAGAGUUUCUUGAAGGAGUUCGACAUGGAAACAUCGGAGAAAUAUCAAGCUUGCAGCUCAAAAGAAUAGAUGAACUUCAUGCUAAAACGAUUAAAGAGGAAGAUAAGCUGUCGUCAUAUAUGGCAACCUUACAGGAGAAGAUAGCGGGUGAGCCAUUGGUGUUGCUCGCAAGUGGGUGUAAGGGGGAAGGGGAGUCGAGCGAGGGUGAGGUGGUGGAUAAAGCGAUGGACACACAUGCCCUUGAUCUUUAUAACGUUUUGUUGGAAGCAGAUAAGCUGAGGAUGAAGACACUUAAGGGUAUUUUAGAGUUUUUAACACCAUUGCAGGCGGUGGAGUUUCUGGUGGCAGCGAAGAAAUUACACCUUUCUUUACAUGAGUGGAGCACGAGAAGGGAUACAAGAAUGGGGAUUACUCAACUACUUGGUGGUAAUAAUCCGUCAUCCUCCGGUGACCCACCACCGGAGACGUGAAUGGCAAUGUAUCGUUUUUUCGUGCUUUUUUCUUUAUGUUCGUUUGGCGGCUACGGUGGUGCUCUUUUAAUUUCUCGACCGCCAUGUGAUGUUAAGACGUUAGUUUUCGGCUUUCUUUAAACAGCGGCGGCUGUGUAAUAAAUAAAAAGUUUCUUUACUUUUUU